Molecule: messenger RNA, 1785 nt
Organism: Macrosiphum euphorbiae (potato aphid)
Lineage: Eukaryota; Metazoa; Arthropoda; Insecta; Hemiptera; Aphididae
Source: the annotation of a GenBank genome assembly
AUGAACCGAAGACAGAUUAGUGAAAUUCAAAAUUAUUUAAAUGAGAGUGAUAGUGGUUCUAGUUUGUUUUCUUGUGGGGACGAUUCGGAUAACGAUCCGAGUUAUGAACAACCAAGGCCACAUUCUCAAUCUUUGCCACCUGUACGUUGUUCGUUUGAUUCUGGUGACGACUGUGGACCUGAACUUACUGGAUCAAAUAAUUAUCAAAAUUCAGAUGACAACUUGUCGGUGGAUGACAGUUCAAGUGAGUCUAGUGAUGAUAAUUCUGAUACUGAUAGUUGGGUUGAAGAUUACGCCGAUAUUCCAGACUAUGCAUUUGAUGAUAGUCACAGUGGUAUAAAAUUAAAUAUUUCUGAAAGUUCUCGUGAAUUUCCAAUUGAAAUUUUUACUCAAUUUUGGACAGAUGACAUUUUUGAUAUGGUAAUUGAAUCAACUAAUAAAUAUGGGGAAAAUUUGAGUAAAGCUAAUCGACCUCAUAAAAAAAAUGCACGAGCUUCGACAUUCAAACCAGUAGAUUUAGAUGAAAUCAAACGCUUUCUUGGUAUUUGUUUACUUGGUGGAGCAGUAAAGUUUUCUGUUAUUCGAGACAUGUUUUCACAAAAUCCAUUAUAUUACCAUCCGGUUUUUAAUCAUAUUAUGUCUGGCAGAAGGUUUGAUCAAAUACUCAAUUGCUUUAGUGUACAGUAUACUGACCGUUAUAAUAAUGAAGUGAUUGGACCUAUGAUGAAAGUCCAACCAUUAUUUGACACAUUAAUUCAAAAUUUUCAGACAGCUUUUAUUCCUACCGAACAUUUAUCAAUAGAUGAAUCAUUAUUGUUACACCGUGGUCGAAUUAUAUUUAGACAAUAUAUAAAAAACAAGAAGGCUAGGUAUGGCAUUAAAUUUUACGAACUCACUUCAUAUGAUGGGUAUGUGCUCAAUAUAGAAAUGUACCAAGGAAAGCAAGAACAAUCAGCUGUACCAUCUAGGACAUCAAAAAUAGAUAGUAUUGUUUUAAGGCUAAUGAAUAAUUACCUAAAUAAAGGGUUCUCUCUAUACAUGGACAACUAUUAUAACAGUGUGACACUUUCAAAUACUUUACUUGAACUAAAAACGCACACAACUGGGACUUUAAGAAAAAAUCGUAAAGGAAACCCAAAAGUUGUAGUUGAUAAUAAACUAAAAAAAGGACAACAUGUAUGGAGACGUAAAAAUAAUGUUUACGUAAGUAAAUGGAAGGAUAAGCGUGAUGUUUUGUGUAUAACAACUAGAGUACAUCCAAAAUUAAUACAGUCAGAAAAUCGGUACGGCCAACAAAAGAACAAACCGUCGGAGAUCGUCGAGUACAACAACUAUAUGAAUGGUGUUGAUCGGUCAGACCAGAUGGUCAGUUAUUAUAGCAGUCCAAGAAAGACAUGUAAAUGGUAUAAAAAGGUAAUUUUUCAUUUACUCGAUGUUACAGUUUGGAACUCGUUUUUUAUCUAUAAAAAACAUUUUGAUACUCCAAAUAUGAAAUUUAAAGCUUUUCGUGAUUUACUCAUUAAAAAUUUGUUCAAUAUUCCGAACAAUGUGACUGCAAAUGAACUGUUUGUACUAAAAAAAAAGCCAUCAAUACCUCCAGCAACCAAUCACUAUCAAGAAAGAAUACCAAUACCAGAAAAUUAUAAGAGAACUAUUUAUUACAAAAAUUGCUUACAGUGCUACAAGACCAAUAAAAUCAGAAAACAAACGUCUUUCCAGUGCAAGCAAUGUGCAAAACCACUAUGUGCUGGUUUUUGUUUUGAAGCAUAUCACAAAAAUUUGUAA